Molecule: messenger RNA, 1074 nt
Organism: Trypanosoma grayi
Lineage: Eukaryota; Euglenozoa; Kinetoplastea; Trypanosomatida; Trypanosomatidae
Product: putative cAMP specific phosphodiesterase
Exons: 1
Coding region: 1-1074 (357 amino acids)
Biological process (GO): signal transduction
Molecular function (GO): 3',5'-cyclic-nucleotide phosphodiesterase activity
Source: RefSeq, a predicted model, not a curated record
AUGAUGGAGCUCAACGAACGUCGUACUCUAUUGGGAAAAAGGGCAGGUACGUUCCGGGGUAAGCGUUUGGCUGCAAUUGAACAGUCGUUCCGCGACGCUGUCCUAAAUACGGACAUUUCCCGGUAUGAUUUAACAAGCGAAAACUUUGACUUAUUCAAGGUGCGUGAGGAAAUGGAGCAGCCUCUUGAUGCUGCCGCUGCGGUCGCAUACCGACUUUUGUUGGGAACAGGUCUCCCGCAAAAGUUCCGUUGCCGUGAUGUGACGCUGCUGAAUUUUAUUCUGCAAUGCCGCAAGAAGUACCGCAGUGUGCCGUACCAUAACUUCUACCACGUUGUUGAUGUAUGUCAGACCAUCUACACCUACCUGUACAAGGGCGCGGCCUGUGAGAAACUGACGGAAUUGGAAUGCUUUGUGCUUCUGGUGACGGCACUGGUGCACGACCUCGACCAUAUGGGUCUGAACAACAGCUUCUACCUCAAGACAGAGUCGCCCCUUGGUAUUUUGUCAAGCGCGAGUGGCAACACGUCAGUGCUGGAGGUGCACCACUGCAACCUUGCCGUUGAAAUUCUCUCUGAUCCCGACUCAGAUGUCUUUGAAGGUCUUGAUGAUGCCGAGCGUACCUCUGCCUACCGUGCAAUGAUCGAUUGUGUGCUUGCCACUGACAUGGCAAAGCAUGGGAGUGCCUUGGAACACUUUUUAUCAACGAACAAAGAGUCUUAUGCAAAAGAUGAUGAAAAUGUCCGUCGUUUAACUAUGGAGAUUUUGCUGAAGGCUGGUGAUGUAUCCAACGUGACCAAACCGUUCGAUAUAUCGCGUCUGUGGGCAAUGGCUGUGACUGAGGAAUUCUACCGGCAGGGCGAUAUGGAGAAGGAGAAGGGCGUUGAAGUCUUGCCAAUGUUUGACCGCUCAAAGAAUACUGAGCUGGCGAAGGGCCAAAUCGGCUUUAUUGACUUUGUUGCCGGUCCAUUCUUCAAGAAGAUUGUGGACGCUUGCCUCAGCGGCAUGGAGUGGACAGUGGAUCGUGUAACGAGCAACCGCGCGCAAUGGGAACGAAUGCUUAAGGCUGUUUCUUAA